This is a messenger RNA of Pediculus humanus corporis (human body louse), 183 nucleotides long. RefSeq lists its product as uncharacterized. Bases 1 to 183 code for a protein of 60 amino acids. The transcript has 2 exons. NCBI's taxonomy places the organism in Eukaryota, Metazoa, Arthropoda, Insecta, Psocodea, Pediculidae. Gene Ontology annotation, molecular function: calcium-dependent phospholipid binding; calcium ion binding. The record is from RefSeq and is a predicted model, not a curated record. Gene Ontology annotation, cellular component: cytoplasm.
AUGGUAGGAUUCGGUACGAGAGACAGAGAUUUAAUCAGGUUAAUUGUAACAAGAAGUGAAAUUGAUUUGGGUGACAUUAAAAUUGCAUUUAAUAAUAAAUACGGUAAAAGUUUGGAAUCUUUCGUCAAGGGUGACACUUCGGGCGAUUAUAAAAAAUGUCUGUUGGCAAUUAUGGAACAAUAA